AUGACUUUUGUAAGGAGCUGCUGUUGUAGUGUUAGAAUUUUCUCAAUAUCACGAGUGUCUGUGGACUGGAUGAUACGAAGGAUAUAUACUACAUUUAAUCAAAAAUAUUAUCCUGUUCAUAAUUGUACUCCAUGUCUUUUGAAACGCAAAAUUUUUCAAAUCAGAAAUCGUCCAGCUAACACUGUCUCGCCCCUGAUCUCAGAAAUACCAUCAAAACUAUAUUCUUACCAGCAGCAUGCAUCAACUCAUCACAGUAAUCAGGAUGUACAUAUGAAACAGUUUGAAAAUUCUUAUAAAUUAGUUGAAGAUGAAUUUUUAAUGCUUAAUAAUGAUAUAAAAAAGUUAAUUUAUACAAUCCAUCCAGACCUUCAGGAAAUUGCACACUACCAUUUGGAUGGCAGGGGCAAAUCUCUGCGACCCAUGACAGUCAUGCUCAUGGCAAAAUCAUGUAAUUUUCACCAUAUUGGUGAUUCAACUAUCCUUCAUUCACAAUAUGUGAUAGCCAUGAUCUCGGAAAUGAUUCAUAUAGCCAGCCUCAUGCAUGAUGAUGUUAUAGACCAAUCAGACAUACGGCGAGGAAAGCCAAGUGUGAAAGCUGUGUGGGGUGAGCGUAAGGCAGUAUUUGCUGGAAAUUUCAUACUUGGGAGUGCAUCAUCAGCUUUAGCCAAGCUCAAAAAUGAAUAUGUUAUAUCUGUUAUUUCAUGUGUUAUAGAAGACUUAGUAAAAGGGGAAUUUAUGCAAUUAGGUUCUAAAGAAGAUGAAACUGAACGUUUUAAUCACUAUUUAACAAAAUCUUUCAAAAAAACUGCUAGUCUAAUUGCUAAUAGCUGCAAAGCAGUGGCUAUUUUUGGAAACUGUUGCGAUGACAUUGUGAAUACUGCCUACCUUUAUGGCCGACACAUAGGCUUAGCUUUUCAGUUGGUGGAUGAUUUGCUGGACUUUGUGGCCUGCGAUAAAACUAUAGGAAAACCAACAGCAGCUGACUUAAGGCUUGGUCUAGCUACAGCACCAGUGUUAUUUGCUGCUCAGCAGUAUCCUGAAUUGCAUCCAUUGAUCAUGCGAAGAUUCAAACAUGAAGGUGAUGUGGAAAAAGCAAGGGAUUUAGUCGUAAAAAGUGAUGGUGUGGCACAUACUCGGUUACUAGCUGAACAACAUGCCAAGGAGGCAAUUUCCAUGGCCAAAAAAUUAAAGCAUAGUGCAUCACAGCAGGCUUUAAUAAAUUUAGUAGAAUUUGUUCUUCAUAGAAAAAAAUAAUGAAAACCUUUUCUAUUAUAUUAAAAUAUUGCAGAUUUCAAAUUUUGUGAUUUUUUUUUUUUUAAUUAAAUAUUAAAAAAAUUUUAUUUAGUUAUUGCAUUGGUCACUUAUUAAAUGAUAAUUUGAUCAGA
This is a messenger RNA of Octopus bimaculoides (California two-spot octopus), 1385 nucleotides long. RefSeq names its product all trans-polyprenyl-diphosphate synthase PDSS1. The record is from RefSeq and is a predicted model, not a curated record. Gene Ontology annotation, cellular component: transferase complex; mitochondrion. Gene Ontology annotation, molecular function: prenyltransferase activity. Lineage: Eukaryota; Metazoa; Mollusca; Cephalopoda; Octopoda; Octopodidae. Gene Ontology annotation, biological process: ubiquinone biosynthetic process; isoprenoid biosynthetic process.